Molecule: messenger RNA, 246 nt
Organism: Miscanthus lutarioriparius
Lineage: Eukaryota; Viridiplantae; Streptophyta; Magnoliopsida; Poales; Poaceae
Source: the annotation of a GenBank genome assembly
AUGCUAGCAGCCAAACCCCGGGCGGCGAACUCCACCAAGCAGGCACAAUCUGUGCUCCUGAAAAAACUUGGAGUGCGAGUCGACGAAGAUGCGGGCGACUCAGAGAUCCAGCGCAAUUUCAAGGAAACGUUCCGAGGGCCCAUGUCCAGUGGCAAGCAGCAAGCGUUUCAGUUACUCUUCUCCGGUGACUUCGACCCGGUAGCCAUGGAGCUCAACAUGGCUGGUUUGGACGUUGUUGAGGCUUAG